UCGGGCACCAAUGUGGUCGUGGACAUCGCGGUGAUGGGGGAGGCCCACGGUCUGAUCUCAGACCUGCUGGCAGACCCUUCGCUGCCCACCAACACCUGCAGCUCUCUGAAGGCCGUCAGCAACCUCCUCAGCACCCAGAUCAGCCUGCAGCCGCUCAAUCGGCUCCGCAUCCCUGCAGACAUAAACACCUGCUCUGACUCGGAGGAGGGGCCGGAGAAAACAGAGAGACUGGCCAUUCCAAAGCGUCUAAGACGGAGCUUGCCCCCAGGAUUGCUCAGGAGAAUCUCCUCAACUUGGACCACCACCACCUCAGCUACAGGGCUGCCCACCAUCGAGCCGGGCCCUGUGCGCCGAGACCGCUCAGCCAGCAUCAAACACACCACAGAGAGUGAAUCGUGGAACAACUCCUUGAUGAUGACCAUCUCAAAGAGUCGCUCCAUGUCCGCCUCCUAUGCUGCCAACGUCACCAUCAACCACCUCUACAGCAAACCACUGGGAAGACCAGGUUUCCCCCCCUCCAACGUAUCACCUCUGGGCUCUCCGUGCCCAUCUCCUCCCCACCAGGGCACGCCUGCCUCCAGCCCAACCAUCAAGACAUGUUCAGUGCAGCUUCCUGAGCUGGCUGUGCCCCUUUUAGAGCAGACCCCUGGCUCUGUGGUCCCCAAGAGCCACCACAGAGCCUUAACUCACAGCCAGAGCGCCCCAAGCUCCACCACCCCUCACUGGCGGCCUGCAUCACUCUGCGGCAGCUGUGGCAGGCCAUUCAACAAUCAAUUGAACCACAGGGGGGAGUCUUUCGACAAAGGGGACAGAAUACCCCAUCCAGAUGAGCGCGCAGUAGCUUCCUCAGACUAUGACAGCACCUACGACAGCACCUAUGAGACCAACCACAGUGACAGCAGCGACUUUGCACAGAAUGAUGAGGAGGGAGAGGGAGGCAAGAAGCAGCCUGAAGCCAGGGAAGGUUGCAGGGAGUAUCUGGCAGAGGGAAUCGUUCUUCACCCACUCCUGUCAUCACCAGAGGACACGCCAGUCUCUGCCCAGGAGCCUCUGGCGGUGUCUGAGCUGGAGCCUCUCUUGUGUCAAAUCAACAACUGGAACUUUCCUAUUUUCAGUCUGAUGGAGAAGACCAAUGGCAAGACAGGCUGCAUCCUUAGUCAGGUUUCCUAUAAGCUCUUUGAGGACACAGGUCUAUUUGAGACCUUCAGAAUUCCUGUACGAGAGUUCAUGAACUACUUCCAUGCUUUGGAGAACGGAUACAGGGUCAUCCCUUAUCAUAACCGGAUCCAUGCCACUGAUGUGCUCCAUGCUGUUUGGUACCUCACCACUCAGCCGGUACCGGGCCUGCCGACCCUGCUGACUGAGAAUGGGAUACUCACUGACCCAGAGAAUGGCAUUUCUCCUGGUGCCACAGGCUUCCUGGUGUCCAAGAUGAACUCUGUGCUGGAGGACGGUUACAGCUCCCUGGCUGGCCUCAUCCCUGGCCUGGAGCUCAUGGCCCUCUAUGUAGCUGCUGCAAUGCACGAUUAUGACCAUCCUGGAAGGACUAACGCUUUCCUUGUAGCUACAAGUGCACCGCAGGCUCUUCUGUACAAUGAUCGUUCCGUCUUGGAGAACCACCAUGCAGCUUCAGCGUGGAACCUCUUUAUGUCCCGACCUGAGUUUAACUUCCUGGCAAACCUCGAACAUGUGGAGUUCAAACGCUUCCGCUUCCUAGUUAUUGAAGCCAUCCUGGCCACUGACCUCAAAAAGCACUUUGACUUCCUUGCAGAAUUUAACGCUAAGGUAGGUGACGAAGGAGUUUCCGGUAUUGAUUGGACCAACGAAAACGACCGGCUGCUGGUGUGCCAGAUGUGCAUCAAGCUGGCUGAUGUCAAUGGACCGCUGAAGUGUAAGGAGCUGCACCUGCAGUGGACAGAGGGCAUCGUCAACGAGUUCUACGAACAAGGUGACGAAGAAGCGAGUCUGGGCCUUCCCAUCAGCCCUUUCAUGGACCGGUCCGCUCCACAGCUCGCUAAACUGCAGGAGUCGUUCAUCACUCACAUCGUGGGGCCUCUGUGCUCCUCCUACAACUCUGCUGCUCUUAUGCCGGGACGCUGGGUUGACCCCCCUGAGGGAGAGACAGAUGCAGAAGAGGCGAAGGAGGGACUCGAUACAGAAGAGGAAGAGGAGGAAUCAGCAGAUGAGGACACAUCAACAAGUUCUGAGAACUCCCAGCGACAAGAAACCAACAAGGUGAGCAGGAGGAAAGUGUUUUGCCAGAUAACACAGCAUAUUCUGGAAAACCAUGAAAUGUGGACAAGAGUCAUCGCUGCAGAAGCUCAGGAGGAAGCUCAGAAAGAGGAGCCAAACUGCAUCAGCAGCCCCACUGAUCCAAUCACAGCCAUUCACGAGGAAGAGGAAGAGCUAGCAAGCAAGGAGGAGGAGUCAACUGACGGCCUCGAUGAAAGGGAAGAGAUACCGGCUAUAGAGGAAGAAGAAAUCUUUCCACAAUCAGAGACUUCGGGGGAAAACGAUAAGGAACCAGAGUGAUAUUAUGAACUUUGUCUUCCUCGUUAAACCAGGAAUCUGAACGUUGUCUAAACAUUCGUAUUUCUUUCAUAACUAAACUCUUGAUAUGGUAGCCAGCACAUCACUUCGACACAACACUGUAGAAGAUAUCUGGGGUAAUAUGUGCCUAACAAAAACCUGGGUUUGAGGACAGGGAUUAUGCAUGCCCAGUUUAUCUGUUGAGGGAAGAGAGGUGCAAUGAGCAAAAGAAAAAAAAAAUAUUAGGACUCUAGGCCUACUUGUUUUUGCUCUAGUGUUUGAUUUAGUCUGGAUCGGCUGCCCUCACCCAGGCUGCCCGUCCCACUACAGGCUAACCACGCAGAUUCACAGAUUCAUUCCACCAGUGAGUAAUACACUGUCACAACCCCCCCCCCCCCCCCCCCCCCCACCUUGUUGUUGCACCCACAGCACACUGUGGAGCCACCCAGCUGGUGGAGGAUGUGCAACAAGUCCCUUCUCCGUGAAGACAAUGGGAUGAAAGCCAGGGAAAAGGCUGUGUCCAUUGGGGCUCAGCCGUGUGGAUUUGAGAGGGAGACGGGGAUAAAGGCCCAGUUGUAGUACAUUGUGAAUACGGACAUACACUCACACAAGCUUCACACACGCACACAAUGCUACUGUAGAAUCACAUUCCAUUCUCGGAACAGAUAAAAGUUUAACAAAGAACCCUGUUGCUCUAAAAGCUUUAUUCUCGCUCAAGGAAAAACAUACACAACAAGGGUUUUGUUCAUAUACUACAAUGUUUGUCCGCAUGUUCUCUCCCUGUGUUUUCUUACAAAAGUAAGCCCAGCACAUCUUCACGUUUCAAAGCCACACAACUCAGGAAGGCAGAAACCCAUAGAGAAAAAGUGGCCUGGACAGGACCUGUAGCUUCCUUGUCCUUUACUUGCCGCUUUUACAAGAUCUUCUUUCUAUGCUGUUUGUGAUGCUUUUGAACUACUCAGACACGUGGUGCCCUUUGUGAAAAACAAAGGUACCACAAGGAAAACAAGGUAAUAGAUCACAUUAUACUGUAGAACACAACUCUAUUGAAUUACUGCUACAACACUGCAGAUCAUAGUGUUAAUUACAUCAAAGCAACUUACAAGACACAAAACUAGCUAAUAAGGUCAUGUGUUUUGUCAAGAAAAUAUAAUUUAUAUUCAAAUGUUAUGCCACUUUCUAACUAAUGACCAGAAUUAUUUCUUCUUUGCAAUAUAAUUUAUAGCUGGUAUGUAGGCCAAUUUUUCCCAAAGUAAAGUAAUCCAGUAAGCCAUAGAGGCCCGGGAAAGAGUUACCUCACAGCUCCAAAUCACCAGAGAGGAUUAACCUCCAUCAUACAUAAGGAAAUCCAGGGGUUGCUGUGUACCCGCUAAAAAUGAUUCAAUCAGAACCAAAUCCUUCAUUUGUUAUGUUGCACCAAAUUGUAAAGACCCGUUUUUUUCUAAGCCUUGCUUUAAGGAAUAACACAAAACAAGGGUCACAGCUGCAUAAAUGUCUAUUGAUAAUUAAUAUAUAAUAUUAGUUAAUCCUUUUUAAAGUCAAAUUUAGAAUUGACGAAGUGUAAAACUGUAAUUUUCUGUGAUACUGUCAGGGUUUUCUUAACUAACACUGAGGAAAUCAAAAUAUGUUGUACAUGUAGUUAAUCCUCAAGGAGAGCCAAUAAAAAAGAAAAGUUAGAAUUUUACCAACACAGGUAAGGAGAUACAAGUGGUUUGAAAAAGGCUGUAAUUGAAGAUGUCUUUUAUUCUGCAUGGUUUCUUUUUAAAGUAGCAUGUAAUGGACAAAAAAUAUAGAAAAUAUAGAGUUAGAGAAUGUUUCGUUGAGAUCUUAUCAUACAUAGGUCAGCAGACCUGGAUCUUUUUUCUCCAUUUGCAGUCCUUACCAAUGACACAGUGUAUGGCCUAACGAGGUGUCUUUGCUCUCCUUUGAUGUUCUCAGAGAAUGAGACUGGUGGCGAUGGAGAAGAGUGUGAACACGGAGAACAGCCUUAGUAAUGAGACUUAGUAAUGAGAGAGGAAGGAGGAGAGGGAGAAGCCUUUUAGCCUGACUUGUAGCUGCUUAUGACAAGUCAAUGGGGGGUCUUAGAUCCCUUUCACAUUUCAGUAGAUUCCUCUAGAUGUAACCCUUUGAAGAUGAGCCAGUUUGGUCGGAUUCCAAAUCAUGUGAUGAUAUACGUCUCCAAGUCUGCAAAAUGUAUUACACAGAUACUCAGUACAGUGUAUUUGAUCUGACAUUGGCAAAGCUAUACGCAGCACUGGGGAUUCAGGUUCAGAGAUUUAUAGAUGCUUUGUGUCUUCACUUACUGAUGUGUAGCAGCAGUCAAUGUGUCAAAAUUGCAAAGUGAAUUCAUGCACACUUUAACACAAUUUAAAGACUUUUGGGAAUUUCGACAGCACUUUUGGUAGAAGCUGCCUUAAGGUUUGCUCAGGAGGCUGAUAAAUCACAGCGUGUAUCUGAGGGGCUCGUUAACAGAGGUAUUUCAGUUCAUUGAUAUGUUAUUUUUCUUCAGCUCUGUAGCAGGUAGGGAAUUUGCAAGAAUGCAGUCGUGGAAUCUCUGAGGCAACAUAAAAUGCCCAGGAGAAUUGUGAUUAGUUCAUUCACAGAGCAUUAGAUAGAAAUGCAAACAUCCUCUAAGGAUACCAAUUAUACUUAAUGAAAUGAAAUUAUUUAAAUCCACUGGACAAAACCAGACCAAGCAAUCUAUUGAAUAGGCUUGUUUGCAGACACUAUCGAAGUUUUUUUCUGGCUGAACUUGCCCUACUGUGACCCAAUUUUUUAAAUCAAUUAGAGUUUUACUAACUUUAAUACUGUCUAAAUCCUCAGCUGUAUCCAUUGCACUGUUAUCAAAACGCCCAUUGUGCAAAAGAGGCUUCAACUCUGCAACCUAAUGCCCUUGACUGCAUAUUUCUUUUGCACAGAGAAGGGUGCAAUGGUGAGAUUUCUUUCACUGCUAUAAAAAAAGAAAGCCUGUGCUCGUCGAUGCCUGAGCAUAUUGUUAGUGUUUCAGAUCCAGCUGAGAGGAAAGAAAACCAGGUUUAUUUAUUGUAGCACUUUUUAACAACAGGGAAGUUUGAGGUUAUUUGUAAAAGACAUAUUAUGCCUCAAAAAAAGAAAAACAAGUAUAUACAAAAAGACACAUUUGAAUGAAUAAAAUGAAAUGAAAGAUAAAAAAGCUUGAACAGAAUAAAAGAAAAGUUUCGAACUCAGUGCUGCUUCUCCAUGUUUAGUUCUGACUUUGGGGACGGUAAGCAGACCUGACGCUUCAUGACGGAGCAGAAGAUAAGGCUUUUAUUUUGGCCCUAAAGCCAUUCGGUGCUUUAUAGACCAACAAACAAAUAGUAAAUUCCUUGACACACAGGAGGCCAGUGUAGCAAUCUGAGAGCUGAUGUCGUCUCUUGGUUUUAGUGAGGACUCAGCGUUCUGAGGCAAUGCAGACGUCCGAUCGAUCCAAUUCUACAUCCUGCUGAGACGCAAACCUUUUAUUUUUUAUAUAAUCUUAUAGUGAUAUCAGAAUGAUUUGGUAAUUUUCUUAAGGCGGAUUUCAAAAUGUAGGUCUGACUCCAUGACUACACUUUUGAGUCCAUUAUUUCAGACAUUUAUAUUUUCAGUCAUUUUUUAGUUGGCGAACAAUUCCAUGUAGUUUCUCUUAUAAAACUUUAUCGGAAGUCCUUCCAGCGUUGCUAAAUUACCCCCAGCAUUGAAGUGGCUCAGUCCAUAAUGAAAGGAGCAAAUGUUGCUUGGCAACAGAAAAAAAGGAAAAGAGAAAGGGGUUAUCAGACCCCUGAACAAUGUACGUCUUAGCUGCCAAAACGUGCAGCAGUGUGUUUUUAGUAUAGCAAGUUGACUUAUAUUUACAUGUCCCUUGCUGGACCUUAUGUCUUCCAAUAGCCUGUCCUUGCAUUGGCUUCUCAUGAUAAGUUUAUCUGUAGUGGUGAGAAUGAUCUGCACACCAGCUGAUACACAACUAAGGCAACCUAAUGGGUCUUUUAGUUGACCCUUUUUGAAGAUCUGUAGCUAUCAAAUUUCAGCUUAAAAUGACAUAAACUGUAAAAAGCCUCCUGUAAACAACAGGAUGACGAAUGAGCUAUUGCUCCAUGCACUGUAAAUACGCGACGCACCGUAUAGUAUAUAUCGAGGCCUCACUUGCAAUCUAUUGUGCAUACUCUUGCAAUGGAUUUUUUCUUAUAUCUCACAUUUGCACCAUCCCAUGCCUACUUCUGUUUUGGAAUUUGUAGAUUUUCUCCCACUCCUUUCCCUUUAUUAUCCUGAAUUCCAACUGAUCAGAGAAUUCAAAGCUCACUCGGGAUCCAGUUAGUCAAAAUAGAUGCUUCCCUUCCUCUGAUCUCCCUUUCCAGCCCUGCCUCACUAACUGUAUACACUGCAGUGCAGCAAUCAAAGAGACGGAAUCAAAGCUGUGAUAGAGUUUGUGGUCACUAUUCUUUUUGUUAACAAUCUGAAGCUGUUUGUUGCCAUUGAGGUUUUUUUUUGUCAGACAUAAGGAAGGGUUUCCUCAAAUCUUAAAGAGUAGCUUUCUUCAUCUUCGUUGGCUGGUUUAAUAAGUGUCUUGUGAAAUGUAAAGUAGGCUACGCAUGAUUAAGUGAAACGUUUUAAAACACUGGUAGGAUCCCAGUUUUGCAGUAACUUUAACCCAACUCUGCAGUGAUGUCAUGGUGCACUGACACACCUUGAAUUACACUUGUACAUUACUAUUACAUGUCAUUUGUUAGACGCUUUUAUCCAAAGCAACUUACAUACAUUCAGUACUGUGGACAAUCCCCA
Notothenia coriiceps (black rockcod) is the source of this 7308-nucleotide messenger RNA. RefSeq names its product phosphodiesterase 3A, cGMP-inhibited (gene pde3a). Gene Ontology annotation, molecular function: 3',5'-cyclic-nucleotide phosphodiesterase activity. The transcript has 14 exons. Lineage: Eukaryota; Metazoa; Chordata; Actinopteri; Perciformes; Nototheniidae. Gene Ontology annotation, biological process: signal transduction. Bases 34 to 2532 code for a protein of 832 amino acids. The record is from RefSeq and is a predicted model, not a curated record.